Messenger RNA from Solanum lycopersicum (tomato), 4660 nucleotides. RefSeq lists its product as uncharacterized. The record is from RefSeq and is a predicted model, not a curated record. Lineage: Eukaryota; Viridiplantae; Streptophyta; Magnoliopsida; Solanales; Solanaceae.
AGAAAGAACAUGUUCAAAUAGUGAGCAGGUGAAAAUAGAAGUUUGAGUUGACUGCAAUAAACGACAAUUCAAGAACUCUAUUUAAGAGAUCUGUACACUCUCCAUACACGCCUGUAAACAGAAAUGCUCUCACACCAAGACAAAGUUCAAACAUUUGGACUGCCUAAGAGUCAUACACAUAAAAACAAAUUCCAUGCAACUCAGAUUAACAUAUACUCUUGCCUGAAGAGUAACCACCGCAGUCGGCAAAAACUAAUAUUUGAGAAGCAUCUAAUGAAAUGAGGAAAGCUCACCCAUUCAUUAGAAACAAAUCAUGCAAAAUAAAAUGGUGAAUACUACGUUUAUAUUAAGUGGCCAAUCAACUUAUGCAACAAACCAUAUCUAUAUAUGAUAAUAUCAUAAAAGUGACAUCAUAGUGGCUAUAAAAGCACAACUGAACUUUUUUUCCAUAACGGUGAUGUUUGGAUCAGUGUGCGCAGACCAAGACUAAUUCCAAGGGGUACUUGCUAUCUCCAACCAGCACAGGUACCAAGUAACAUUAUCUACAAAGGCUUGGACAAAUGAAAAAAAGCACCUUAGUGUUUUUGCCUCUGCUCUAAUUUGAAAUGAGACUUGUAGUUCUCAACCCAUUUCAUUAAACAUGAGGCCACACCCUUGGGUGACAGCUGAAACCAGUUAAAGAUGCUAAAAGAAAAAAUAAGAUACUACAUUUCUUAACUUGUACAGUAGAUACACCACUCAAGUCAACAAACGCCAUCAACAAACCAGGGUUGUCUCCUACAUUUCUUACUCCUAUUUCCAUAAUCAUCUUAGCUCUGCUGUCUAUCCUAUUACAACAAGUAUAUAAACAAAACAAGUCCAAAUAAAAAAUUCAAAAUAUUUUGAAAUUUCACUAACUUAAAAAACUGUGGGGUGAAUUGCGAACCCAGGUCCUUAGAAAAGGCAGAGGUGCAUCAAGGAUGCAUGCUUAAAUUUAAUACAUUUGAGUGACCGUGUUCCCUUGCUACGGGUGUGAAUGUAGAGAAUAAAUCCUUCAUGAUCUAAAUUUUAAGAUUUGGGGAUACGGAUACAGGUGCGGUGAUUCGAUUAAAAAUAUUUCAAUAUCUAAAAAUAGAGUUAUAUGUCUAAAUUAUGAGACAUGGAAAACUUACAAGGUAUUUCAAGGAAAAAAUAUUGAUCAAGAGGAGAUUCCAAAAGGAGAUAAAAGGAAAAGGACUGACAUAGAAAUUUCUAUAUACAAGCUAUUCCUUAUUAUUCAAUUUCACCUAAACUUUUGUUUUGAUUACAAAAAUCAUAGAUGCUUGUCCUGAAUCUCUCCCUUGAUUUUGGUCAAAAUUCCCAAAAUUGAUUGACCAAAGCCGGUACAGAUCCACGCCCAUGUCGUGUCGACAUUGGUGUGGCACCGAAAGUGAAGGUUCCAAGCAACUUAUAUGGUCACAAAAAUAAUGAAACAUAUGGAUACAUGCACAACAUAUUCUCCUAUACAUGCUCAACAUGCGUAGUGGAGACAUAAAGGUUAUGCACUUCAACAGCUUGAUGAAUCACAUAAACUGAAUAGCAAUAUUGUGAAGCAAAUAGUAACCAGAAAACAAAAGGGAAGUACUAACCAAGAUUACACAACCGAUAGUUCAUUAAGUAACAAAUUUCAUAGGUAACCUUGUAUUUGUAAACCAAUAAAUGUUAUACAAGAAUCAACUAGAAGAUAUUACUUAUAACAAAAUUCUGUGAAGGCAAGGCCUCAAUCACAGACAAUGCACCAACAUAGAAAGCUAAAAUUAUGUGGAAAAAUAAAAGAUGCAACAGAUAUGGAAGGGGUAUGCCAUAACGGGCACACUCAUAGGUUGAGAUCAGAUCAGGAGGAGCGACUACAGCUACUCCAAACGUUUCGAGAAGAAUGGCUCAAGACAUGUUAAAUAUAUUGAAACAUGGUGGGUCAUUUGGUUCACGUGCUAGUUAAAGGAAUUGUAGUGUAGAGAUAUUUUAUGCGGAAACAAUAAUGAAGGAAUUGUUAUACCGUGAACAAUAUUUUAAGGACUAAGGACUGUUAUGUUGUGUCUAAUAACAUCACAGAAAAUAUUAUGUAGGAAUGACCCACGUUAAGGGUAUUUUUGUCUUUAAAACUUCUAUCUGAGUAAUACAUGCAUUUUUGUUCUACUCUUUAUGUCACAAAAAUAAUACAUGGAUUCUCGCAACUUAAUGCGAGUAGUAUUUAUUACGGCCAACCAAAGGUUCGCUGCAUUGAUCGUGCGGAGAUUAAUUUUUCUUAACUAAUAAGUAAUAAGUUUUCUUAACUAAUUAGUAGUAAGUAAAUGUUGCAUUAAUUAUGCUAGGAAUAAUUAUGUUAGGAUAAAGUUGUUGCUUGAACUCUCCAAAACUGUUGUUGCACCAGUAUUGCAUCCUUCGAAUAUGCACUACUUUUUGAGGAUCUGACACAUACCCAUCAACAUUAUUUAAGAGUCCGAACAACAUAUAUUUACCUAAUCCAACCAAACAGAACCCCUAAAUGUUAAGCACAAUUGCUUAAUUUUUUAGUUAGAGGACAAUAUUCGGAAAUUCUUUUAAGUCACUAGUCCUCGCAGCAUUUUCCAAUAAGAUAAACUGAGACCACAAACUCUAGAGACUUGUUAUAAUACAAAAGCACCUUGUUAGAUAUUCACUCAGCUGCUUGAUCAUGUCACCUGAUCCAUGCUGUGAAGUGUUUUUGUCGUUAAGUCCCCAUAAAGGAAGACCAUAAAAAAAUCUAGGAGACUGCUCCUUUGUCCUUAUCCUCAGGAACGUGAAAAGAGAGGAAAAAAGAAGCUUCACAUGGACAACAACGACUGCUUAAAAAGCGGAAAGUUCACGCAUAAAAACUUUGUAUACACUAUACGCAUGUAUUUAUCAUGAUUUUCUGUUCUUCACCCACAUUUCUAUUGCUCUUCGAGAAAUUAUAUAAUAGAAACCUCUAAUUAGAAAGUUCAAACAUUUGAUCCACAUAACUAGAUCCAUAUCAGGGGACCAUAACAACUUGAUAGGAGAGACGGGAGUAAUGGGAGAUCUAAACCAACAACAAUUAGCACAAUUGUUGGCUUUGUACCAAGAAGCAAAUGCUACCAGUUCAGCAAGACUGGAAGACUUGAAUGCUCGCUUGGAUGCACUAACGAAGGAUUUAGCAAAUUUAAAGGCAGAUGUUGAAGCAAUUGGUAAUGGCAAUCAAAAUCAAGGUUGGAAAGGUAAAGCAGUGGCUGCAGGUUCAAGAUCAGAAACAGGUGGGAAUUCCAUGAUUCCUAAACAUAUAAAGUUGGAUUUUCCACGAUUUUGUGGCCAAGAAGAUCCCUGGGGAUGGAUGAACACGUGUGAGCAUUACUUUCAACACCAACAUACACAAGAAGAAGAAGAAAUUGGACUUGCUUCUUUUCAUUUGGAAGGAAUUGCACAACGAGAGACGGGAGUUAUGGGAGAUCCAAAGCAAAAACAAUUAGAAAUUUUGGCUUUGUACAAAGAAGAACGUGCAACCAAUUUAGCAAGGCUGGAAGACUUAAAUGCUCGCGUGAAUGCAGUAAUGAAUGAAUUAGCAAAUUUAGAGGCAUAUGUUGAAGCGAUUGAAAAUGGCAAUCAGAAUCGAGGUUGGAAAGGGACCGACCUUACAGAUUCGCACUUUCGUGGCUAGGGAUCUCAUAUAGAAGAUUGAAGUUUGGUAAGUCCUCAUAUUCUGAGGACCGAGCUUGAUUCCCAUUUUGUCUUAACUUUUCAUUUUGAAACUUGAUGUACGGGCUACGCCCCGAUAUAUUCUUAUGUACUAGAUGGCUUUGAGAGGAUGUUUAAAUUUUUUAAAUUUUCGCUUUUUUCUAUAAAACUAUUAUAUGUUGAAACUAUCUUUUAAUCUGUUUAUUCUAUUUUAUUUUUUUUUGUAUAAUGAACGCUAAGUAUCUUGUGUGGGGCCUCUCGGGGUCCUAUACGCCAUGUUACGCCUGGGGGCCACAUUAGGUCCUGACAAAAGAAGUAGUGGUUGUAGGUUCGGGAACAGAAACGGGUGGGAAGUCCAUGAAUCCUAAACAUACAAAGUUGGAUUUUCCCAAUAUUGUGGACACUAAGACCCCUUGGGAUGGAUGAACAGGUGUGAGCAUUACUUUCAAUACCAAUAUACACAAGCAGAAUAAAAAAUUAGACUUGAUUCUUUCAUUUGGGAAGAAUUGCACAACUCUGGUUUCUUCAACUAGAUAAAGAUAUGCCUCAAUAUACUUUGGAUGAGUUCAAACGUCAAUGCAAUUUUUGUUUUGGACCAUCAAUUAGAAGUCAAAAGUUGGGAGAAUUGGCUAAGUUAUGUCAAAUUGGAUCUGUGGCAGAUUACCAAGAAACGUUUGAGCAACUGGUUUCACGGGCUGGCACUCUUACACAAGCGCAAAAAAGUGAACUUUACAUUAGUGGUCUUGCUAAUUAUAUAGCAAUUGAGGUAGAGUUGCAUAAUCCUCCAGAUUUGGCUACGCGAUGAGUAUUUUGACUUUAUGAACGCAUGGAACAACCCCUUCAUUCACAAUUAUUUGGUCCAAGCAAAAAAAUGCUAGCAAAUUAAGACACAUUAGAAAGUGAAAAACCAUCUCAAUAAUUACACAUUAAAAACUGCAAUCAGAGGCUAUAGAAUAUAGCACCUUAGUAUAAUCAUAAGACCAGAAGAAGUUGA